AUUCUGGAGAAAGAAAAAGAAGAAGAAGCAUCAGUAGCGGUCCGCGGGACUAAACGCGAGUUAAAAUUGCGCCCUGAGAACGGAUUCAGUGGAUGCUUACGGAAACAAGUCCGAUUAACUCUGGACUCGAAUCUAAAUGUGAAGCUGGCGUGUGUGAAUCCAGAGUAAACGGUGAUGCCACAUCAGUGAUGGAUCCCAUAGCCGUGAGCACGUCUGCGACGGGUCAGGAUGAGUUUGACCGCAACGCGCCGCGGAUCUGUGGAGUGUGUGGAGACAAGGCCACCGGCUUCCACUUCAACGCCAUGACCUGCGAGGGCUGCAAGGGCUUCUUCAGACGCGAGUGGGAGUCGUGGGGAAGGCAGAUCGCCAUUUUAAAGCGAAAACGGAUACAGUCGCGUAUAAAAGAGCCUCUUUGUGUGUCGUAUUCGGUCGACCGAGGACAGCAGGUCAAAGUACAACAGUUUUUGGAAAUCGUUCAAAUCCCUGAGCGUGGCCUAAGUAAGAGACAGACGCACAGAUGGCAGGCGCUCCAGACUGGCACUGUCAGCGGCCCGUUCGGCUCGACCCGCUCCGGGAAACACUGCUCAGUUCAACAGCCCGGGACAGCCGUGCAGACGGCCGCAUGUGCAGCGCUUCAGCUGUCAGUCAGCGUCUGUAUUUACUCUGCCGCCCGCUGGGCGUCUGAAAAACUGCCACCCGAGUCUCGUCUGGCGGCCGUCCACACCUUCACGGGAGCCUGGAGUCUGAGCCAAGAGCUCCAGAAUAUCAGCUUUUUGGAAAUCGUUCAAAUCCCUGAGCGUGGCCUAAGUAAGAGACAGACGCACAGAUGGCAGGCGCUCCAGACUGGCACUGUCAGCGGCCCGUUUGGCUCGACCCGCUCCGGGAAACACUGCUCAGUUCAACAGCCCGGGACAGCCGUGCAGACGGCCGCAUGUGCAGCGCUUCAGCUGUCAGUCAGCGUCUGUAUUUACUCUGCCGCCCGCUGGGCGUCUGAAAAACUGCCACCCGAGUCUCGUCUGGCGGCCGUCCACACCUUCACGGGAGCCUGGAGUCUGAGCCAAGAGCUCCAGAAUAUCAGCUGUGUCUCAGUCAUUCUGACAGACGAGGAGGUGCAGAGGAAGAAGGAUCUGAUCCUGAAGAGGAAGGAGGAGGAGGCGGCGGUGCGGGAGGCGCGGAAACCUCGUCUGAGCGAGGAGCAGAUGCAGAUCAUCAACACACUGGUGGAGGCGCAUCACAAGACCUACGACGACUCCUACUCCGAUUUUGUCCAAUUCAGGGUCAGUUCAGACUCCUUCAUAAAAAGUCUAACUGGUUCUGUCUGUGUCUCAGUCAUUCUGACAGACGAGGAGGUGCUGAGGAAGAAGGAGCUGAUCCUGAAGAGGAAGGAGGAGGAGGCGGCGCGGGAGGCGCGGAAACCUCAUCUGAGCGAGGAGCAGAUGCAGAUCAUCAAUACACUGAACGUCUCGCUCUGUCUCUCCGGUGUCUCUGUAGAGUCUGUGGACACUAAGCUGAACUUCAGUAAUCUGCUGAUGAUGUAUCAGGACAGCGGCGGCUGUCCAGACUCCAGCGAGGAGGACAACUCACGCAUGUCCAUGUUACCGCACCUCGCCGACCUCGUCAGCUACAGCAUCCAGAAAGUCAUCGGAUUCGCCAAGAUGAUCCCUGGAUUCAGGGACCUGACGGCAGAAGAUCAGAUCGCUCUGCUCAAGUCCAGCGCUAUCGAGAUCAUCAUGCUGCGCUCCAAUCAGUCGUUCAGUCUGGAGGACAUGAGCUGGAGCUGCGGAGGACCGGACUUCAAAUACUGCGUCAAUGACGUCACUAAAGCGGGUCACACUCUGGAGCUGCUGGAGCCACUGGUGAAGUUUCAAGUGGGUCUGAAGAAGCUUAGCAUGACUGAGGAGGAACAUGUGCUGCUGAUGGCCAUCUGCCUGCUGUCGCCAGAUCGGCCCGGCGUUCAGGACCACGUGCGCAUCGAGGCGCUCCAGGACCGUCUGUGUGACGUCCUGCAGGCGUACAUCCGGAUCAAUCACCCCGGCGGCCGUCUGCUGUACGCCAAGAUGAUCCAGAAGCUGGCGGACCUGCGCAGCCUGAACGAGGAGCACUCCAAGCAGUACCGCUCGCUGUCCUUCCAGCCCGAGCACAGCAUGCAGCUGACGCCGCUGGUGCUGGAGGUGUUCGGCAGCGAGGUGUCCUAGCAUCCGAGAGCCCCCCGGCACGCUCCGGAGCCCCGGCAGCACACGGGACACCGUUAGAGCGUCACCGCUCACGCUACGGGGGGCUGUAGGGAUGCACGGGUGUGGUGCACAGGUCUGGAUAACGUCUCGGGAUUCCCACUUUUAAGCUACGGGGAAUUCCGAAAGGAAUGUAUUAAUAAAGUAUGAAUAGAACGAUGCAUAUAAACUAAUAUUUAUAUUUAAGAGAGAGAGAGAGAGAUGGUUUGUAUUAAGUGAUAAUGUAUAGCCAGAGGAUCCUCUGUUGUAAUAGGAUUAGCAGGCUCUUCUAGUUCGUGUGUGUGUGUGUGUGUGAGAGUGUGAGUGUGUGUGUGUGUGUGUGAGAGAGUGUGUG
Molecule: messenger RNA, 2565 nt
Organism: Sinocyclocheilus rhinocerous
Lineage: Eukaryota; Metazoa; Chordata; Actinopteri; Cypriniformes; Cyprinidae
Product: vitamin D3 receptor A-like
Exons: 12
Coding region: 93-2195 (700 amino acids)
Biological process (GO): cell differentiation; positive regulation of transcription by RNA polymerase II; negative regulation of transcription by RNA polymerase II
Molecular function (GO): nuclear receptor activity; zinc ion binding; vitamin D response element binding
Source: RefSeq, a predicted model, not a curated record